AUGGCUCCCCACGGCACCGGUCCGACUCGAAAGAGUCAUACGAAAUCGAGAAAAGGAUGCAGAACCUGUAAAAGAAGGCACAUCCGGUGCGACGAGACUUUUCCGCAAUGCAAAAAUUGCACAAAGCAUAACUGCAGAUGUGACUACAUGGACCAUCCUCCUUCGGAAGAAGCUCCUCGGACUCUGGAAGAGCCGAACCUUCUCUGGACUCCAAGGAUUGAGAGCGAGAUCGAAACAUGGCAACGGACAGGCGUUUUCCCUUUUCCUGAGAUGGAUUUGCAGUCCUCUCAGCAUUUCCGUGGCCUUUCCCCGAUUGACUUGCGCCUGAUUCAUCAUCUAUCGAGUAUCUAUAGAGACAUGAGGCUUGCAGACUUCGUGCAAUGCACGUUGUGGGUGCAGCAAAUUCCUAGCUUCUUCGAUGCGGCUUUCGGGUAUGAUUUCGUAAUGAGCUCUAUCUUGGCCCUCUCUGCCACGCACAUUGCUUGGAUGACGAACUCGGUCGAAACCAAGAACCUUGCCUACUUCCAUCGGGGGGUGGCGCUCAAAGGACUCCAAGGCGCCAUUGGCAAUUUUUCUAGGGACAAUUCAGACGCUGUUCUGGCAGCAUCGAUCUUGCUAUCUUGGCAGGGGGGCUGGACUUCGCUGAUGCAUGGCAUAUCCACCGUCAUUAACUCCAUGAGUUCGUGGAAGCACAUCUCACGUUUCUCAAUGUACAUUGAAGAUCACCCAGCCUUCUUCUCACCGCAUUCCAUGCAGGGUACCUCAAUCUCAUUCGAUGACGAGUCAUUGUUCCUGGCAAAUAAUUCGCUUCAUCGAUUGUCGGCUCGUCUGCCCAACGUCCACCCUCUUGCACAGCGGCUCCACGAGAUCCUGAAUUUCGCGCAGGACUUUCAGUCAUGUAGCACUUCCAUGCAGAGCAGUCAGCUCUUCGAGAAAUUGCAGCCCCUCAGGGCGAGGCUCUUCUGGAUGCCAGUCACUCUGGUCAAAGCUAAUGACAUGGGAAGUUCGGCGAUGGUCCUUCUCGCGCAACUCUACACGCUGGCCUUAGCCAUUGACUCUUCUAUUCCCGAACUUAGUGGGGCGGCUCUUGGCUCCUUGACCGUUCAUGCUAUCGAGCAAAUUGAUACAAAAUUACGCUACAAUCAAGCUAUCACUGUUCGUGCGGAAAUGAGUGUUUCAGACUUAGACGAAUUGAUGCAUCUUCCUCGCUUGACGCUGGCUCGACACCAAAUCGCGGCGCAGUCGAGGUUGGGACAAAGCCGGCGAGAAGAAGCAUUCGUUCAAAGCAGUACUCCACCACAUAGUCAGCACAGUCCAUACAGCUUCCAGCAUUCGAGCAUGGGAUCGCAACCGGGUACUCCUGACUAUCCUCCGCCUGGGUAUCCGAGCACUCCGCCUAUGCUGCCGAGCCACAACUUCGACGACCUCAGCCACCCGCCGUCUCCUUUCCUUCAUUACGGCAGCCCGGGAUCCAAUCCGUAUUCGCAAAGCUCUCCAAGGCCAAACAGCCUUUCUUUUGACAAUCGAUCUCUUCCAGGAUACGAAUACAGUCUUAGAGGUGACUCACCGGCGUACUCGCCUUCGUCAUACUCGCCCGGAUUUAUUGCCAAUUCAGACGAAGAAGCAUGGGCUUUUGGAGGGCACUCGCCAAGCUUUCCAGAAGGCGAUUUCCGACAUGACGAGUCUCCACACAAAGGCAAGCAGCCACAAAUGAACUGA
This is a messenger RNA of Letharia columbiana, 1719 nucleotides long. RefSeq lists its product as uncharacterized. Lineage: Eukaryota; Fungi; Ascomycota; Lecanoromycetes; Lecanorales; Parmeliaceae. The coding region runs from base 1 to 1719 and encodes 572 amino acids. Gene Ontology annotation, biological process: regulation of transcription by RNA polymerase II. Gene Ontology annotation, molecular function: zinc ion binding; DNA-binding transcription factor activity, RNA polymerase II-specific. The transcript has 6 exons. The record is from RefSeq and is a predicted model, not a curated record.